Diatraea saccharalis (sugarcane borer) is the source of this 2566-nucleotide messenger RNA. Lineage: Eukaryota; Metazoa; Arthropoda; Insecta; Lepidoptera; Crambidae. The record is from the annotation of a GenBank genome assembly.
AUUGAUUAAAAAGAAAAAGGAGAUUUUUCCAUCUUGCUACAUAUUACUAAUCUGUGAUUUUCCGUGAUUUUUCGUUGAUUUUUCGUAAUCAUUGAGAUACAUAAUAGAUAUUAAUAAACUUUUAUUUUAUUAUUAUUAAUUAUUGGAAUUGUUCUCAACGAGUGGUUUCAUAACCUCCUCGUCUGAAUUGUAAGCGAAGGACUCUUACUUUAUAGGUUAUGUUGUGAAUGUAAUAUCAAAAUAGCACAUGUCUACUGAAUUGUGAUAGGUUUUAUUUAAUACUGAACAUGAAGAAAUCGGCUGCAAGUGAUUCAAACACUAAGUAUAAGGAUGGAGUCAACAGAAACGCAAGGUUGAUUGUGAGGAACAUUUCUUUUAAAGCUACUGAAGAUAGUCUAAGGAAGCAUUUCUCACGAUUCGGCACCGUAGAAGAAGUGAAACUUCUCACAAGACCCGACGGGAAGCUAGUAGGUUGUGGUUUUGUUCAUUUCACGCAUGUUCCCAUGGCUAAUGAAGCAUUGGCAGCCACUAACAAAAAACCAUUUUUAGAUCGACCAAUACAUGUAACUUGGGCUGUACCGAAGCAUAAAUAUGGUGAUAAAGAGCAGAAGGAAGAGUGUGAAAGUCACUUUAAAAGUAGCCCAUCAAAAAAUGUUAUUGAAAUAAAAGAUGAAGACACAAAAGAAGAUGUUGAGACCAACCAAAAAAAUAAAACAAGAAUUAAUAGGAAUGCUCGGCUCAUAGUCCGUAAUGUGUCUUUCAAAGCUACUGAAGAAUCAUUGAUAGAACAUUUUAAAUCAUAUGGGGAAAUAAUAGAAGUGAAAUUACUCAAAAAACCAGAUGGAAAACUUGUUGGUUGUGCUUUUGUCCACUUUAAAAAUGUACCAAUGGCGAAAAAGGCAUUGUUAAAUACAAAUAUGAAACCAUUUUUAGGAAGACCUAUAUCUGUGGAUUGGGCAGUAGCCAAAGACAAGUAUAUGCAGCAUAUAGUACACCAACAGCUAGAAAUGGAGAAUGAAAUCAAAAAGGAAGAAUCUGACAGUGAUGAAGAUAGACCACCGCUAAAUAUAUCUACUGAUGAUCUGAAGCAUGAAGUAAAAAGUGAAUCAGAUCAAGGUACAGAUGAUGAAGAAGAUGAUGAUGAAAAUAGUGAUAAAUCGCAAAGUGAUGAUAACAGUGAUGCGUCUGAUGAUGAGGAUGAUGAAGUUGAUGGCGAAGAGGAGAAAGAUGAAGUAAACAAAUAUGAUCAAAGUGAAGUCAGUACUCAGGAUGAGAGGAAACGCACGAAACUGAAUGAUGCUGAAGAUGGACUGACGGUGUUUAUAAUGAAUAUUCCAUUCAGUGUGGACGAUGAUCAGUUGCGGCAAUUCGUGGAGCGAUUCGCUCCGGUUUCGUAUGCUCUUGUCUGUGUCGAUCGACUAACUGAGCAUUCGAAAGGAUCAGGAUUUGUCAAGUUCACAAAAAAAGAAGAUGCAGACAAUUUUCUUGCGUUGCCAGCUGAACAAUUGAGACUGGAAGGUCAAGUGCUGCAGGUGAAGCCGGCUCUCAAUCGCGAAAGCCUUCAAAAGACCAAUCAGAAACAGCCAAAAGACAAUCGGAACCUUUACCUCGUUAAGGAAGGUGUGAUUGUGGCCGGUACGAAGGCGGCGGAAGGCGUCUCCGCUUCCGACAUGGCGAAACGUCUCAAACUGGAGCGCAGUAAGACACAAAUGUUGAAAAACUUAAACAGGUUCGUGUCUCGUUAUCGUUUGGUGGUAUCUAACUUGCCGUCUCACUAUGACGACGCGCGUCUGCGGCGGCUGUGCGAUCGCAACGGGCAAGUGACCGAGUGCCGCGUGAUGAGAGAUCUGCGGGCGCCUCUAGCGGCUGACGGGAAACAGCCGUCGAAAGGCUAUGGUUUUGUAAUGUUCACGAAACAUGAGGAUGCACUGGCUUGUCUACGGAGAUUAAACAACAACCCUGAUAUCUUCGAUAAAAAUAAUAGACCCAUCGUCUCAUUUUCAAUAGAAGACAGAACGGCUUUAAACGCUAGAAAGAAAAGGCUAGAGAAGUCAAUAGCAAACAAUCCAGUCGCCAAGAAAACUAAUAACGCAAAUAACGAAGGAUACAACAAUAGGAAACGAAAGGGGCAACAACCUGACGAAAGCUACGUUAAAAAGAAACGAUUUGAUAAAGACCAAGAUAAAGGAAAAUGGGAAUCUAAUAACCAAGGCAGGAACACAAAUAAGAAGUGGCAAAACAGAAAUAAUCAAAACGAAGUCGGCAAGUUUGUGAGGUUACCGAAGAAUGACACUGUCGAUGAGUAUGCAGGUUUGACAGCCAAAGAAGGCACUCAGCACAAAAUGAGAAGCGGUUAUAAGUUGAAGAUGCAAGCUGAUAUACACAGAGAACACGUGAAAAUGGAAAAGAAAAAGAGUAAACACGCCUUGAGGUUGAAGAAUGCGAGACGCGAGAGGGUGAAACAGCCCAAACAGAAAAUAAAUAAGAAUCCGGGGAAGGGUAAGAGGAAGAAGUUUAAACCUAAUAAUAUUAAGGAUAUACUUAAAUAAAUGUUAUUUAAAAGACU